CCUAAUGCUGCCGGUUCAUCUGUUUUUUGUUCUCCACAGAAACUGUUGUCCGAGGUGGCGGUGUCAGUGUCAGUGGAGGACAAGGCAGUCAGCAGGUACUGGGUGUCUGUUUCUCCUCUUUGUCCCCGCGGAUCCACUGCCAAGGACCAGAACUGCUCAGGGGUACAGCCAGGCCAGACGGUCUACUUUAAUAUCACCGUUGGCCAACGCUCCUGUCCUGAUGAUGGUGAAGAUGAAGAUGUGAGAAUGUUGGUGCAUCCGGUGGGCUACAAUGAGUCCACUGUCAUCAGUAUCCGCUCUAAAUGUCAGUGCAAAUGUGGACCAACAAGCCGUUGCGAUGGCAACGACCAGUCACCCUGCAGGGGAAGCCACCACGGUGUCAGUCAGGAGCAGAGGCCGGAUCAUGGACACAUGAAAGACCCGAGCUCAGAUCCAAAUAGAAGUUGCAAAGCAGAUGGGUCAAAUGUGAGCUGCAGCGACCGGGGAGUGUGUGAGUGCGGAAAAUGCACGUGUGAGCAGAGCAGGCUUGGGACGGUGUACGGGAAAUACUGUGAAAUUGACGACUUCUCCUGCCCGUAUCAGAAGGGACAGCUGUGUGGAGGCCGAGGCGUGUGUGUGUCAAGCGAGUGUGUGUGCGAGGUCGGCUGGACAGGCGACAGUUGCAGCUGUCCCACCUCCGAAACCAGCUGUCAAUCCGCAGACGGCUUGCUUUGCAGCGGCUGUGGAAAAUGUGUGUGUGGCAAGUGUGUGUGUACCGAUCCCCAACGAUCUGGAGACUUCUGUGAGAGAUGUCCUACCUGCCAAGUCAUCUCAAAAUCCUCCUGUAAGAGUGUGGACUGCCAUCAUUCUCGAGGUCUCUCCCAAAAAGAGGCGAAGCUAUGCAACACCACCUGUGCUCUUCAUAUCGGCUCCAAAACAGAUUUUUCAGGUACAACAAGUAGAAACUUGGAUUGUGGAGAAAUGUUUAAUUCCUGCAUGCUAACAGAAAUGAACAUAUUGUAAGUUGAGAUCAGUACCCAUAGUUUCACUUAGAGGUGCAGCUCAGCACAGCAAAAAAACUUAUAAUUUUCCCUCAUAUUUCUAUAAAUAGCUACAAUAACCUAAGAUGGGCUAAAAGAAGAAGCCAGUGCCACACAAUAAUUAGGUUGCCAAGCUAUGACAAAACUCAGAUAACUGUGGAUCGGGUAGUUGUUACUCUGUACACAUUGGGACAUGUUUUUUUUUUUUCUUUUUUAAAGCUAGAAAGCUGCAGUUUCAAGUUACAGGGUCAGAACAAUCCUAAAGUUCCGAGGACUUUGUGGACUUAAAGCUAUUUAGUGCUCACCUCAUGUGUUGUGCUUAUUGGCUUUUCUGAACACACAGCUCAGUGGGACUGUGUUCUGAGUUUGACCUGGAUAGAGCUGCAUUGUUUUGUGUGCACACAUUUCAAAAGAUUUCCUAUCUAACUGACCUUCCUCCUGAUAUUAGAAACAACAACAGAUUAUAUACGUCAGUGCAUCUAGAGUUUCUGAAAGAUGGUCACAAAAUUUUCUAUCAUGUUGGAAGUAGGAAUAGAGAUGGGUUAGUAUAAUUCUUUGUAUCAACUUUCCAAAGCCAAAAUAAAUCAUUGUUUAUUUGGACGCAGAAGAGUUCAGCUGCAGGCUUGAUGAGUAAUGUUUAAUGUUUUUGUAGGCGUUGUAUUAAAAUCUGAAGUAAACAAGAAGCAUGAAUUGCAAAAAUAAUGCUAUUAUAAAAAUAAAAAUUACAACCGUAUGCUUCUGAUCAAAUACCUUAAAUGACUUAAUUUAAAUUCAGAAAUACUUUAUUUAUCCCAAAGGGAAGUUAAAUGUAACUUGGCCACUAGGUGGCUCAGUGGGUAGCGCAUGAUUGAUGGAAGAGAUCACUUGAACUUCCACCUUAUUUCUGCUCUUUGGUUCUACUCUGCAUCCAUGAUGUAUCAUUUUCAACUCACCUGGUAUUGAGGUCGUUUUACUUGAGCUUUUGAGAUGCUAAUCAGCUGCUCCCAGUUGUGAAAACAAUACCUGUUGCCACGGUUAUUCACUAUACCAACUUUCCCUAAGAUAAAAAAAAAGGCGAAAGCAAAAGUUCUUGUAGCAACAUGAGCCAAAUCCGGAGGGAAUAGCCGUUAAAAAAACAACCAAUGCCUCGGGACAGAAAAAUUUCCAAACAAAAGUUUACGAAGAGAACAAAUCAAAUCUAACGUCACAGAGUCACUCCGACAUCCUCCCACCAUGUGGAAGCGCAAUCGUAGAGGCAAUCUAGGUGCAGUUUUAAUGGAGCAACUCUGGCUGCCCUUCACAUUCGGAAGGAUUUUAAUACAAUUUGGAAAAUAAUGUAGAGUCUAUCAUUCUACAAUGAAAAAUAUCUCUCCCAAGUGAAAAACAUUCAAGGCAGCUGCCAGCCUUUCCAGAGGUGGAUAUCCACGCGAGUUCAUCCAGAGAUCGAACAGCGGAACGUAAAUAGACGUUACAAAAGAGCCACGUGUCGGAGUCUCCCUGCUGCAGAUUGGACGUGAAAUCCAAAACUGUACAGAUGUUUGAGUGGUUUUACAGAAGAAAACAACCAGCCAUACAGUUUAGGGUUUUCAUUUGCUUCUGCACCAGUUCUUUGGAUGGACAACACCAAAUUAGAGAGACGUUUGGCCUCAACACAGAAUGCUAAGUUUAGCCUAAACACAUCGCAUUAUCUCAACACAAAUGUGUGACAUCAGCUGCCAAGCACGGUGGUGGAAGAGUGAUAAUUUGGGCCUUGCUUUGAUGCAACGGGACCUGGAUAAUUUAAGAUAUACUCAGUCUAAUUCAAAUGUUGUAAAUUACCAUUUGCAAUUCUGAAUUACAUUAAUUUCCAUUGGCAUGAUUUAUUGUUUCAUUAAGAAUGAAUCAUUCUUGCUUUCAAGACAUCAGCUUUAAGGGAUUGUUAAAAUAACUCUUUGGGACACUUUAAUGUAUCCCAACUAUCUUUAUUUAGUACCUCAUGCAACAUGAGGCACUGCAAUUUUAAAAUGAAUGAAUGCUAAAUUUAAGCUUCAUCUGCUAAAGAGGAGCUAUUACCGCUAUCUCCAGUAUUUCCAGCUAUUGAAAUGUGUUGUUUAUUUAGUUUUUCACAGCUGUUGUCUUUUUCUAAAUUACUAGCAGCAUUUUUAUAUACCAAGAUUUUCAAAUUGACUUCAGGCUUGGGCUUGGUCUGAAUCUUUAACAUGUCUGAGAUUUGAAUUUGCUCAGUAAUGACAGCUGUCAGUAUCAGUUUCAGAUCAACUUGCACUCCGGUCAGGCUCAGCUUCACAUUAGCAAAAGACCAGAACAAUGUAAACACACACACACACACGCACACACACAUGCUUUCCUGCGAGGUCACUUCCGUUGCUACCACGGCUGCUCCAGUACACCCUGGUGGAUUGGAGUCAGCAGGCCGGCUGUCAGUGCUACAGCUGUAUUUUACAUUUUCUUUUUAGAUUCCUGCUCACUUUGUUAGUUUCUCAUGCACAAACACACACCUAAUCUGCGCGCACACGCAGUUGCACAUCCAAGUGUUACAGUUCAUCCCCGCCUUCCAAAUUUUUGGAACAGGACUGU
This is a messenger RNA of Poecilia reticulata (guppy), 3572 nucleotides long. NCBI's taxonomy places the organism in Eukaryota, Metazoa, Chordata, Actinopteri, Cyprinodontiformes, Poeciliidae. The record is from RefSeq and is a predicted model, not a curated record.